AUGCUUGUUGUUGGAACAAGAGGAGAUGUUCAGCCAUUUGUGGCAUUUGCAAGAAGACUUCAGGCAUGUUUAACUAUGUUUCAAAGAUUGCUAUUGUUCUGUCUACAUGCUCUCUCAUUCAUUAUUGUCCACUCGUUGUGCAUCUUUCUACGAGUAAUAUGAUACCAUCCAUGAGGCAUUUUACUGGGUUGGAAUUUUUGGCAGAGGAAAAAAAUUCUGAGGGAUCUCUGUCCUAGUAAAACAUAAUAUAGCUGUCUGCAAGGUCGUGAAUAUUGGGUGAAAUAAAGUCAUUAACAAGAUAAUGCCUGGCACCCUGUUAAUUUUUUAUGUCCUUUGGAUAAUGCUUCUUUAGCCAUCCAUUUUUCUUCCUCCAAAUUCGGUUUUAAAAAUCCAACUUCGUGACAAUGUUGGAGCUUUUUUAAAAAAUAGUUUUUUUUUACUUUUCCUUUGUCAUUUCUUUCUGAUUUUUGUGUAUUUUAAUAUUUUGUAAUGCUGUUUACAAUUCUUGGACAGGAGUUUGGUCAUCGUGUUAGGUUAGCUACCCAUACUGAUUUCCGCUCGUUUGUGAAGUCCGCUGGUGUUGAGUUUUAUCCAUUGGGUGGUGAUCCUCGGAUUCUGGCUGGAUGUAAGGAGUUCUCAUCAAUAUCCUCUUUGGAUCCUUUUCCUUAAAGCACUUCCAGACCAAAUCUAUGUCUUCUUGGAAUCUUAGCAUAUGUUUGCCCACAUCUUUAAUCAAUAACCGUUUCAUUUAUUUCUUUGUUUUUUUUAAUUUAUUCUGCAUAAAUGUUGUUUUUAGUCAUUUCCUGUUACGUGGUCUCUCUUGCAUUUUAUUUGACGUAGUAGUCUGGUCGUCACUGAUUUAUCUGGAUAGCUAGGGCUUUAUUAAUGGGAUGGUUAUGUAAACCAUGCAAACAUAAAAAAAGGAAUAUUGUUGCAUAAAUAUUACACCAGUAAAAAAAGGUUUCGAACAUAAAAAAGGAAUAUUGUUGCAUCAUCAGAAGUUGAUAUUCAAAUUUAUUGAAGUCUUGAAAUUAUCUUUUUGCUUACAAAACAAUGACCAGAAGUGCUUCUACCGUGGGCUCCCACUGACUCUGUGAUGCAGUUGGAGUUAGGUGUAGGAUAUGGAAUUAUGUAACCUUUAUAACAUAGAGGUGAAAACACUAGGGUUAGCAGGAGCUACACUCCGGAAAUAUCAUGGAAUCUUCUUGCAGGAGCCAAACUAAAAUUCUCAUAUACAGCAGUAAAAAAUAUGGCCUCAUAUUAUAGACAGAUUGUUAUGGUACACGUGUGGCCAGAUGGUCUCUAUAUGUAAGAUAUGUCCUUCUCAACCAACAUUUACUUGUUUGGAGAUUGUUUAAUUGGGUUUCAUACUGUGGGUUUCGGGGCCACUUGAAUAGGCAGGGUGCAGGUCUCUUUUUGAUCCAGAAAUAGGUUUCUUUUGGUACACUUGUAUAAAUCAGUUAAUGACCCAAAAAAAUUAUUACUGAAAUAGAAAGCUUCUCAGAUGUUAGGGCUUUUCUUCUAGUGUGUGAAAGAACCAAGGAGUGCUAACACUGUUUUGUAAUAAGGAAGGUAAUAAUUUUGUGGUUUUGGGAAUAUUGAGCUACUAGCAUGGCCUGCACGACCUUAGUGUUGGGUAAGUGAUGCAUAGAGGGUUUUGAGCCGCCAAUGGAAUACAACUUGUACAUUCUAAAACGUCAAUGGCAUGUAGAAUUGUAGGAAGAGAGGGGUGCAUUGCCAACUCAGAGUAGAUGUUGGAAUUAAAUCUGCGAGAGAGUCAGUCACAUAAGAGUCACAAUAACAUUAUAUUGGUUUGGUUUAAAUUUUAACUUACUCCACUCCCUCAAGCCUUUCUUUCCUGGGGAGUUCUACCAUGUUUCACGUAAACAUUUUACACUUGGUGGAUUCUCGGGGUCCUAUCAAACAAUUUACAUCCACAAGUCCUGCUCGAUUAAAAAUUUGUCUAGCUUAGAGACGGAGAUAGUAAUACCAGGCACAUAACUCCACAUGUACACGUGGGAAAGAACUUACAAGGCAAUGGGAAGUGUAGCUUACAUGGAAAACUUUUUGUUGGCCUUUGUGGGGUUGAGCAGAUUUCUAUUUUUAGACAGGAGUUGACCUGAGAACUGGCUUCUACGUAGGUAGGUUCAUGUUUUUCAUAUUGAGAUAAGUGUCAGUAUUUCUGAAUUUGAAAAACAACACAAAUUGAGGGCUGACCCACAGCUGAUGCGAGUCGAUUCUUGAUUGACCUGCACACAAUUUUGCAAUAAAGUGUUGACUCCUAAGUUAGAGGAUCAACACUUUCGAUCUAUAGUUCAACACAAAUCAUAAAAUGUGAAUAUUUAUGAAGAAUGAUACAAGAUAAUGUUUGGCUCAUCAAAGCCAACACUUCAAACUCAGCACAUUAAAAAAAUAAAAAUAUUUUGAGAGGAAAAAAUACAAAAAAGCGAUGUAAUACCGGGUGAGAAGCAAAUACGCAUGAAAAACGUGAAAUAAAUUUCUGGUCACUAUCAACUGACGUCUUGUUUUGUGUGAUCAUUUAGUAUAAUUUUGAUAUUUUUUUGAGAUGGGAAAUGUAUUAUUUGCUUCUUUAUAUCUGAUGGUUGUUAUUUUGGAUCACAGAUAUGGCCAGAAAUAAAGGUCUUAUGACAUCUGCUCCAGCAGAAGUAUCCAUACAGAGGAAAGAGUUGAAGGCAAUUAUUCAUUCACUUUUACCGGCAUGCACUGAACCUGACCUGGACUCAGGGACUCCAUUUAGAGCUCAGGCUAUUGUUGCCAACCCUCCUGCUUAUGGUAUGGCUCGAUUGAGAUGACCAUCUAGGCUCGUCUAAAUAUUAUCAUGAUCAAAUAAAUCUUGUGUACUAUUUUUUUGUGUGAUUAGUUUUUGUAUCUACUGCAGUCCACGAAGUUAUCCAUAUCUUUCAGUCUGUGGUUCGCUGUUACUAGCCAUGUUUCUGCAGCAGUGUUAGGAACGUGGUUUAACUGGAUGCUGCCAUCAGCAGUACUUACUCUGCUGUUCUUGAUAUAUAUUUUUUUGAAGAUGUGUUUACUUCAUGAGUUUCAUCUUACGCAGUCAGGCAUUAAUCAUUUUGAAUUUUCAUAUUGAGGAAACAUAAACAUAAUGUUUGUAAGCAGAGAAGUGAUCUGUUAGAUAAGGAUUGAAACUAGAUGUGGAGGAUCUUUUUAUUUCAAUUUUUUAGAACCAGAAUGUAUUUUAAAAUGGGUAUUUGAAUAUUUCCAAACGUAUGAUUGUCAUGCAGGUCACACGCAUAUCGCUGAAGCGCUUGGUGUGCCUAUCCACAUAUUCUUCACAAUGCCUUGGACGUGAGUGUCAUUUGCAAAUUUCUAGUCGUAGUGAACGUUUUGCAAGCAAGUCAUUUCUUGAAUUCCAAUAGGUUGUCAAAAUUGUCUUUAUUUUAUGUCAAUUCAUAAUACUUAAUAUGGGCAAUGUUUUUAUUUAGGACAGACCUUCUUUGUCCAUCUUUUUCUAGAAUUCAUUCUUUCCAAGCAAUGCUUGGUAUACUUACGAGAUGCUUCACAUUAUUUGCUGGUGUUUUUCUCAUCUCGUUUUAAUCACCUGACGAAUCUUACCUAGGUAGAAGACGUAACUCAAUGCCCAUUGAUAUCGAUGAUUAUAACAUAGAAAUCUAUUUCACGCUGUCUAUGCAUAUCGGCAGAUUAUUCAUCUCGAUAUAGCGUUGACUAUGAUUUGGAAUCUCAUCAGAUUUGUCAUGAUUUGCUGACAAUAGACAUUCGCUCAUAUUUUUAUUCUACUUCAAUUUUCCUUUAAAGAGAAUAAAAGUUCUAUUUUCUUUUGCCCGUUGCUCCAUGCCAGAAUUCCAAAUCAUCUGCAUCAAGAAAUUGCAUGUUUACUGAUGGAUUUUAUAGAGAUCUAACGUAAUUGUCUACAGAAGAACUUCAAUGUUUGAAAUGCAUGCACGCCCUUUUUCUUUUGACAGUAAUUUGUAUGUGCAAUCUAUGUAAGAAUCUUGAUAUGAAAGGCUUUCGUUUCUCAUGCACCAUCUCACUCAUAAAGUCGAUAGGCAGGCCAACGAAUGAGUUUCCACAUCCAUUUGCGCGAAUUCCCCAGAGCGCUGGUUACCGGGUACGUUCUGGUGUUUCUUGACUGACGGGCCUUACUCAUGUCUUCGAGGCUUUCUCAUGGUUGACUUAUUUUUCAUCUGAUAAAUUCAGCUUUCCUAUCUUCUCGUGGACCUUGUAAUAUGGUGGGUCAUAAGGGAUCUCAUAAAUGACUUCAGAAAAAGGAAGCUGAAACUAUCUCCGAUCGCAUACUUCAGCACUUAUCAUGGAUCUAUAUCUCAUUUGUCUACUGGAUACAUGUGGAGUCCACACCUUCUGCCAAAGCCUCACGGUAGGUGGCCGUUCACCGAUAGCACAAAAUUCUUUUUUUUUUUCUUUUUCAGUUAAUUAUUUCCUCUUCUUCUUGGUUCAUGAGGAUAAUAUUUGUUCCUGCAAACGUAGUCUGUGGUAUUCUUCGCCAACUUGCUUAAUUCAACUCUUCUUGCACGAUUUAAUGGGAAUUAAAUCCUUUUAAUGGAAAUCUGCAGAGUCUCAUGGCUCAGUUUGUCAGGAUUUUUUUUUUUAUAAAAAAACUUGUAUUAUCGGCUCAUCUGUGUUCUAAAUCAUAUUUGAUACGAGUAACAACUUAGUUGGCACAUUCUAACUUUAUUUUUUCAUUUUUUUCAAGAAGUGGUUUGUGAUUGAUUCGAGUAGUAUUCAUCUCUGGAAAGAACCAUCCUCUGCAAAACUCGGUGCUCUGAUCAUUAAAAAAAUAUAUCUUUUUUUUCUGUAGCAUGUGGAGUUUUCAAAUUGAACCCAUUUCGCCUGAAGAUUUCUGAUUCUGUACUGAAGACCGUGAUGCUUUCUUUGAUGGCGGGAACAAUUAUAGAAAUUUGAGGCUGAAUGCGUUGACUUGCAGACUGGGGUCCGCUGGUGGAUGUCGUCGGCAACUGCUUCUUGGAUCUCGGCUUGGAGUACCACCCUCAGAAGGAGCUUGGGCACUGGCUCCAGAGGGGGCCAAAACCCAUUUACGUGGGCUUCGGCAGCAUGGUAAGACGGCUGUCGUUGACCUUUCCUUUGUUGAGAUGCUGACCAUCCCUCUCAUUGCUUCUGAAGCCUCUUGAAGAUGUGAGGAAGACAUUCGAGGCCAUCAUUGGGGCACUGAAGCAGACUGGACAGAGGGGGAUAAUCGGUCGGGGAUGGGGAAAUCUCGGACCCAGUUAGUAUCUCCCUCCUCUCUAACCCUAAUGUGGUUCAACACUGAAGAACUUUGCUUUGACUGAGAUCUCCCUCUGCUUUGUAGUCCAGGGGAUUCCCGACGAAGUCUUCCUCAUUGAGGAAUGCCCGCAUGACUGGUUGUUCCCUCAGUGCGCUGCAGUGGUGAGCCCACCUCCACGCUUCUCUCAAUCUCCAUUUCUUGGACAGCUUCUGCGGCGAGCUAUGAAAUGGUGGUGGAUGAUGGCGAUGAAAGCAUCCUGAGAUGUCUGCGAUGGAUCCAGGAUCGGGAGCCUCGCGAUCAAAUUUCGGCUUUGAUCCUGAUCUGAAUCUGGAUCUGAUCUAAUAUCUUCGAUGUCGAUCUGCAGGUUCAUCACGGUGGAGCGGGGACGACAGCCACGGGACUGAGAGCAGGGGUAGGCCUUCUCGUUGCCUGAGUUCUUGUCGGAUUGUUGCGAUGGGAUCUGGUUGAUUUCGUGCCUUCCUAACUCGCGGCUCGGUGAUGCUGCCAGUGUCCCACGGCGGUGGUGCCGUUCUUCGGGGAUCAGUUCCUCUGGGCCGAGAGGAUCCACGAGAAGGGCCUGGGACCCCCUCCGAUUCCCAUCUCCCAGCUCAGUGUGGAAAACCUUUCCGAUGCCAUAAGGUUCAUGCUGGAUCCCGAGGUACGCAUGAUUCCUCUUCUGCUACCUCUUUAGAGAGAGAAAGAUAGAGAGAGAGAGAGAGCUGAUUGAUCGUCGGUCCGCCAGGUGAGGGGGCGGGCGGCGGAGUUCUCGAAGCUGAUUGAGGACGAAGACGGCGCCGGCGCCGCCGUGGAGGCCUUCCACCGCCACUUACCGCCGGAGCUGCCGAUUCCGCGGGCGGCAGCGGACGAGGAGUCGGCGGACCCGCUCCGCUGGUUCCUCACGCUUCUGCAGAGAUGUUGCUGCCUCCCCUGGGUGUCCUAG
This is a messenger RNA of Spirodela intermedia, 6179 nucleotides long. NCBI's taxonomy places the organism in Eukaryota, Viridiplantae, Streptophyta, Magnoliopsida, Alismatales, Araceae. The record is from the annotation of a GenBank genome assembly.